Apus apus (common swift) is the source of this 1899-nucleotide messenger RNA. RefSeq names its product growth factor independent 1B transcriptional repressor (gene GFI1B). Gene Ontology annotation, cellular component: nucleus. Gene Ontology annotation, molecular function: DNA-binding transcription factor activity; RNA polymerase II cis-regulatory region sequence-specific DNA binding. NCBI's taxonomy places the organism in Eukaryota, Metazoa, Chordata, Aves, Apodiformes, Apodidae. Gene Ontology annotation, biological process: regulation of transcription by RNA polymerase II. The record is from RefSeq and is a predicted model, not a curated record. The transcript is spliced from 7 exons. The coding region runs from base 169 to 1170 and encodes 333 amino acids.
CAAAAAAAAGCAGAGAGAGAAAAAAGGAGAAGUGUCUAUUUCAGCAGGCUGCUACUAAGUGAGAAAGUGGAAGAGGAGCCUGGAGAGGAGACGACGUCUCGCUUGUCUGGGGAGAUUUCCAGGCAAACCCAGUGAAGCAAAGUCCCCCAAACAGGCAGUGAACGGAAAAUGCCACGUUCCUUUUUGGUGAAGAGCAAGAAGGCUCAUACCUAUCAUCAGCCCCGCUUUGUGGAAGAUGACCUGGCUGUGCUCACCUGGGAUCCAGUAACUUCUCCCUUCCCUGCCAGUGGAGACAAGACACCAGAAGACAUCAAGAAACAAGACCUACAACACAUGGUUCCAAAGCAAGAAGAGGACUUAUCUGAACCAAAAGAAGAAAGUGUCCCUGUCCAGUACCUGAGCAGGAUGGUACCAGGCCCUUCAGCUCAAGAGCUGGCCAUCCCAGGUCUGCAGAUGAAGGACUGCACCAACAUGACAAGCACCUUCUACAAACCUGGCUUUUCUUGGGAUGCUUACCACCUGCCAUACAGCUACCAACAGAUGUCUUCCACCAUGCAGUCAGCCCUCCUGGAGCACCCAGUUAGCCUAUAUGGAAGCCACCUCCUGCCAAGUGCUGAGCCUCCUCUGGAUUACAGCAUGCAUUACUCCUCUGACAUGGAGACCUACCACUGUGUGAAGUGCAACAAGGUGUUCUCCACUCCCCAUGGCCUGGAGGUCCACGUCCGAAGGUCCCACAGUGGGACCCGUCCCUUUGCUUGUGAAGUGUGUGGGAAAACCUUUGGGCAUGCUGUGAGCCUGGAGCAGCACACCAACAUUCACUCCCAGGAAAGAAGCUUUGAGUGCAAGAUGUGUGGGAAGACAUUCAAACGUUCCUCCACCCUCUCCACUCACCUCCUGAUCCACUCGGACACGCGGCCCUACCCCUGCCAGUACUGCGGGAAGCGCUUCCACCAGAAGUCAGACAUGAAGAAACACACUUACAUCCACACUGGGGAGAAGCCUCACAAAUGCCAGGUCUGUGGCAAAGCCUUCAGCCAGAGCUCCAACCUGAUCACUCACAGCCGCAAACACACCGGCUUCAAGCCCUUCAGCUGUGAGCUCUGUGCCAAGGGCUUCCAGCGCAAGGUGGAUCUACGGAGGCACCGAGAGACCCAACACAGUCUCAAGUGAAGGAUGGCUCCAGGUUUUUGCUGGAGCUCCCACUGCCACUCCAUGCUCCAGGGAAGAUGACUCUCCCCAGCACCUCCAUCCAAGAUGGGGCUACCCACCUCAAAGCUCAAAGUGUCCUGUGUUCUCCUGGGGACCAGCAAAGUCAUGUCAUUGGCUUUGGUGUUCCAAGACCCCAGGGCCUUACACAUCCCAGCAGCUGAUAAAGAAAGCUCCUGGGACUCUCACUUUUCAAUUACAACAGCUACCAGCCCAGACCUGACAUCACCAGCUCAAGCACAAAUCCAGAGGAAUUACUCCAAGAUCACUAUGACUCUGGAUUUGCAGGUGCAGAAGUCAGUUCAUCAGCCUGACCAGCAGUGAGGUGGGAACUCCUGGGCUAGUGACAGCAACAAUCUGUGCCAAGCUAGUGCUGCAACCAUCCUCUGCUUUAUGGUUAGGGCAGCCUGUGCUCAGUGAGCUGUGUUCCACCUGGACAGGACUUCUGCAGAGACUUGCCCAGGUCAAAAUCUGACAACAGACACCUCAAGUAAUUUUCUUUCAAGCAGAGCAUUUACUGUGAUCAAAUGACAAGUUAACUGUGUUGUAUUUUUAGCUUGGAGUGGGAGGAAAAUACUGAAAAACCAGCUUGUAUCCCUAGCUGGUGCCUGGGGUCUCAACGCAUUCCUCACAUGUGCCAUGCUGCAAAGAUCCCUGGGUUAGUAGCAACCAAGGGAGCUCCAGGAAGAGCCA